CACACAGACGGCAGGAUGCGUUAGGUAACAGUCUGAGGACUUUCUGUAAAAAUCUGUAAAGGCAGCGGCGAAUAGCAGGAGUUGGACCUAAAGAGCGAAUGCAGAGCUUGAUAUUAUAUUGUAAAACCUUUACAGCAGGAUAAACCACGUGAGGAAGACUAACACUGGCCUAACGGAACAGCUACUUGCUAUACCGGUUCUACGGAGGUCGGUGCGCGAGGCUUUUUUGCAUUACAGGUUAACCAAAAUGGCUCAGGGGAUUCUUGAAGAGGUUCUGAUGAAUACUGCACUGGUAGAGGACUUGGCAGAGGUUGCAAAAGAUGAAGCACUUUUGCAGGGUGUCGUAAUGAGAACUCGAGAGACCCCUAACUCAUCAGAGCUGGUGACCUACGCUCCACUCACACUGUUCCCCACAUCGGUUCCUAAAGCUGUGUUCCUCCAGGCUCUGGCAGUGCAGACCCACUAUAAUACACUGGUGGAUAGAAUCAGCCAGGAUUCAGACUUUCUGAAAGAGGCUCUUGCGAGCACUAUCGAAGUGGAUGACUUCACUGCAAGGUUGUUCAGGAUCUACCAACAGAUCCUGAAAGAAGGACGGUCUCAGUCCAUUGUGUUGGGUCUUAAUCGGUCUGAUUACAUGCUGGACCAGAGAGAUGAUGGGACAUCCUCACUGAAACAGAUUGAGAUCAACACCAUCGCUGCUAGUUUUGGGGGUCUAUCCUCACGUACGCCUGAUGUACACCGACAUGUUCUAAAGGUGGCUGGUCGAUUUGAGGAGAGCCAGCGCAUUCUAGACAACAACCCUGCAGCUGGUCUGGCCCAGGGUAUCGCCAAAGCCUGGGAGCUUUAUGGAUCAGAGAGAGCAGUGGUUGUAUUCUUGGUGGAAGAGAACCAACAGAACAUCUUUGAUCACAGAUACGUCGAGAAAGAACUGUGGAAGAGGAAUAUCCGCUCAAUACGAAGACGCUUUGAUGAUGUUUCUAGAACUGGGUCACUCGAUCAGGACAAGAGGCUCUUUAUUGAUGGCCUAGAGGUUGCAGUGGUUUACUUCCGGAAUGGGUACAUGCCUCAGAACUACACGACUGAAAAGAGCUGGGACGUUCGCCUGAUGAUGGAGCGCUCUCAGGCUGUGAAAUGUCCAGAUAUCAGCACUCAUCUGGCAGGAACCAAGAAAGUCCAGCAGGUCCUGGCCAGGCCUGGUGUUCUGGAGAAGUUCUUCCCUGACCAGCCUCAGGCGGUGGAGCUGAUCCGAGCAACAUUCGCAGGCCUCUACACUUUAGACAUGGGUCCAGAAGGAGACAAGACGGUGGCAAUGGCAUUAGCAGAACCAGACCGAUUUGUCCUGAAGCCUCAACGAGAAGGAGGAGGUAACAACAUCUACGGGUCAGAGAUCUGCCAGGUUCUGGAGGCAGUGAAGGACAGCACAGAGAGGACAGCCUACAUUCUGAUGGAUAAAAUCCACCCUGCCCCCGUUCACAACUACCUGCUGAGACGAGACGCUCCCCUCAAAAUGAGCACCUGCCUCAGUGAGCUGGGAGUGUUCGGAGCAUAUGUCAGACGGGGUGAAGACAUGGUGAUGAAUGAAUGUGUGGGUCACCUGCUGAGGACCAAAAGUUCAGAACACUCAGACGGAGGCGUAGCGGCAGGAGUGGCCGUGCUGGACAAUCCUCUCCUCAUCUGAGAACUUUAACUCCCACUCCAUACUGUUCAACUGCGAAGAAAUGUGAAAUGAAAUCUGCAUUUUAUUCCAUGUAACAUUUGAUGCUGCAGACAAAUCCACACUAACAGAAUGUGGGUCUCACAUGUCAAGACUGAAGCUGUUAGUGAGUCUGCUUACUGACCAUCAAACUCCAUUAACUGGGAGCAGUCGGAUAAAUGUAAUAAUGGGAUCUGACGUGUUUAUUAUCAGGUUUCUUUCAGAGUACUAAGUGAGUAGUAACGGUCGACUUCCUGUUAUUGUCUUUGAGGGUCACGUCUGUCAUCAGCUGUUGACUUCAUGUCUGUUCAGAAAGGCUGCAGUUCUCUGAGGUUUCCUUCACACUGCGAGCAAAAGGAGACCAAAUCUGAUCCUUUUGCUCAUGUGUCGUGACAAUGGGCCUGUUUACAUGACCAAUAAAAGUCCAAUAACUGGGAAUAAUCAGAUAGUUGUAAGAAUCAAAUCUAACGCGUUUACGUGCACU
This is a messenger RNA of Sphaeramia orbicularis (orbiculate cardinalfish), 2177 nucleotides long. RefSeq names its product glutathione synthetase-like. Lineage: Eukaryota; Metazoa; Chordata; Actinopteri; Kurtiformes; Apogonidae. The transcript is spliced from 13 exons. The record is from RefSeq and is a predicted model, not a curated record. Bases 248 to 1678 code for a protein of 476 amino acids. Gene Ontology annotation, cellular component: cytosol. Gene Ontology annotation, molecular function: glutathione synthase activity; ATP binding; glutathione binding. Gene Ontology annotation, biological process: glutathione biosynthetic process.